CAACGCGUCAAAUUUGAACGAGCGGCCAUUUUCAGUUCUUGUGCAUAAAACACUUGUACGUUGCUCUCUCCAUCAUUUUAUUUUUUUAUGGUGAACCGAGAAUUUUAAGUUGUGCCUGACGAUCGCAUCCGCACCUCAACAGAUAUACCGGCUGCUAUUUCAAACGUCAAAUUCGACAGAGAGUUUGAUAUCCUUACGCCAUCGAAGUCCAAAAAGCACGCAACAAUUUCUCAACCACAACAUCCAACCUCUCCUCCGAUUGAUGAAUUGCUUAUCGUACAAGAGCAUAUAUUUAAGCUAGAUCUCGUCUCUCUUUAUUUUAUAUUCGCAUAAAUGCCAGUACGAGCGGCAGCGACCAGGGCGGCAAAUGCCGUUCAAAGACAAUCAAAGCGCGUUCCACAAGGAGGAGGUCGAUCAAGACGUGGAGGAUUGGAAAAGUUUGAAGAGGGUGAGGAGGAAGAAGAAACUUUUGAAGAUCAAGACGACGAUCAUUCAGUCACAAUGCAGCGAUCUCAAAAAGCACGAGAUGAUGAUGACGAGGAGGAUGACGAUAUUGUAGCAGAUUCUGAACAAAGGGAAGAGGAAGAUGUGAAACCCAUUCCAUCCUCUUCGCGUACACAACCUACGCGUACCUCUAAAUACGUCCUUGUUUCUGAUCAUGGACAGACAUUCCUCGCUCCAGCCAGUAGAGCAUCCAGCUACAGAACACUUCCACAACAGAAACCACAACGAGAAGAAGGUUUGGAGGUGGAUGGAGUAGGCACAGCUGAUGAAGAAGAUGACUCUGCUGCACAAACACCAAUGCCAGUAGAUGACGAGAGCGGAACGAGUACGCCAAAUCUACAACAGAAAAAGAAGAAUUUGAUCAAGAUCCCACUCAAAAGAGGUCGUGGAAGACCUCCAAAGAUACGUCCACGCGGUAGAAUAGUGGAAGAAUCAGAGGAGCCCGAAGGUGAUGAUGGCGUAAACACACCAAAUGAAAAUGGCAGUGUUGCACCUGACGACACAGAGGCAAACACACCUGCAGCCGAAGGCGAUGAAGAUGCAGAGGGCGGAGUGGAUGCAGACUUCGCGACCCGACAAAGUGUGUAUAUUGAAGGACGCCAAUAUGCAUGUGUGGAUGAUGAACUGCAAAUUGAUGAAGAUGAGGCAGGAAACACAAAGAUUGACGCUCGUGGUCAAUUACUUGGAGGACGUAAAUUCACUUUUCCCGUCUUUCAAUCUCCAGAGCGACCUGAUCCACUCAAAUGGUAUGCUCUCAGUAUUGACGCAGCUCGUGCAGCAGGACAUCGAGAUUCGUUCUUCUUCUAUCGCAAGAAUCCACUUUUGGUCAAGCUUGCAUGCACAGAUCAAGAAAAGGCUUGGUUGAUUGAAAACAAACGUUUGCCAGCACAUUUACGUUCCCGAAGUGUGAAUAUGGUCGCUGCUCGCAAUAUUUAUAAGUUGCAUGGUGCUUAUAUCAUCUCUGGUGGAAAGCAUGUAACGGAUGAUUAUUAUGAAAAAGCAGCACGGGAAGCAGGAAAGAUUGAAGGUGAGCCGGCAACUGACGCACAGGAAGAAGAAUUUUCAAGUGGUGGUGGAUUGGGUAAUUCGAUCGCUAAUACCAAUGUUGGAUUGCAACCUAUUCGUCCUAUGGAAAAGUCAAGACCGGCUGAACGAGAUAAUAAGAGAAGAAGGCCAGACGCUUUCACUCAUGCUACAACGGAUCUACAUGGAAACCCUUGGUUUACUAGCUUUGGCGAUUCGGGCGAAGCGCCCUUUGAACGUGCAAAAGCUUGGCCUGCAAGAAGGCAAAAUACGCAAAGGGCAGAACUGAACGAAGGAAAUUGGAUGAUCGAAAUGGCAAGAAGUGUACGUGGAAUGAAUCGAGAGUUACUCAUGAGUCAUGCAGAGAGAUUACGUGCGUUUGGUCGUCCAUUUGAAGCUAUUGAAGGUCUUCCGGAAGAUGAGGAAGAGGAAGAAGCAGAAAUCAAACAGAAGCAAAAUGAGGCAGAAGGAGAGGCGGACGAGAGUGGCGAUGUCAAAUCUGGCGCAGAAGAAGAGGAAAUAGUUGCAGAUACGAGCAGUACAACUGCACCGGCCAACAAGAAACGUAAAUCAGCUUCAAGUGCACAUCUACCAAUCGGUCUUUAUGAACCUUUAACCAACUUGCCUCAUUAUCCAAUCACUACACAAUCGCGUUGGGCCAACUUUGAACGUAUUCACGAGCGUCCAAUAAUUGGCAGUAGGCCCGUUUUGAACGGGUCUCAUGAUGAUAAACCGUUCACAAAUGGAAUCAACAACGUCAAGAGUGAGAUUGAAGGUGAUACAAGUAUGGCAGAUGUAAGUGCAGAUAGUGAAGAUGCACCGCAUGGCGUUCAAAAUGGAAAGACGACAAUCAAAGCAGAGAAGAAAGGUCCCAUUUUGGGAGGUGGAAAGGUGGGAAGUUAUGCUUGGGGCGUUGCAUCGAUCGAACAACGUGUUCAACUUCCUCAACCACGUCAAGGUCACGAUGUACGUGUUUCAGCCCGUGCUUCUGCAAGUGAGAUGGAUAUGUGAUCGAGGAAGAAGAGGAGAGCAUGCAUUCAUUGCUUAUGUCUGAUUCUAUUCAUUAUUGUAUCCUUUCCUUUGUUAAAAAGUGUAUACUACUCAUGUAUUGCAGGUCAAAUAUCAUUACAUCG
This is a messenger RNA of Meira miltonrushii, 2660 nucleotides long. RefSeq lists its product as uncharacterized. NCBI's taxonomy places the organism in Eukaryota, Fungi, Basidiomycota, Exobasidiomycetes, Exobasidiales, Brachybasidiaceae. The record is from RefSeq and is a predicted model, not a curated record. Bases 334 to 2538 code for a protein of 734 amino acids. The transcript has a single exon.